AGAAACGUAAACGAACCGUGAUACUGGCGUUAACCAAGGCGGUGUUUUACGACAUUACUUGUUGAGAGCAAGGGCGUGUUGUUGAUUUUCAUUUCACAUGGAUAGAAUUUUGUCGGAAUUACUUUGUCUAAAAUCUGAUUUUAUACACAGGAUUCAGUUUAAUUAAAGGUUCUUAUUGAAUAGAAAAUUUACAAAAAAAUAACUGUUGAAACUUGACGUUUGUUAUUUCAUCAGGGAGUUGUUGUGUUUGCGUUAGAAAAAAAAAUGCUGUUAACUCUUUGGAAAUUAAGGCAUUGACAUAAGCUAUCUGAUAAGAAUACAACUUCUGAACAUUCCGGAGAAUGAUAUGUUUCUUACGCCUGCGUCGACGGAAAUAAGUACAGUUUCAUUAUCCUCGUGUGAAGGAUAAACAUCUGUUUUCUGUUUAUUUAAAAAACAACAACAACAAAAAAAAAACAUUCAUACUGUGAACAAAGAUAUUUAAUUUUAGUUGUUGGCAGUUAGGUUUUGCUCAAGUCUUUACACACAUUAUUAUUUACUUACAGACAAACAAAAUAUGAAUUCCAAGCAAAUAUUAGCGCUGGCGCUAUUAAGUUUGAUUUUCGAUAUAAUUUUCGGUCAUGGAGACCAUGGAGAUGCCGAGUCCCUCUUUCAGUGGACAACUAUUGACUAUAAUUGGCCAACAAAGGCAGCAAGGGAUACUGCUCUCAACUCACGCAAGUAUGUUCCACUUAAUAAUGCAAUUAACGGCAUUCGUGUAUACGAUAAUAAAAUAUUUGUAACGGUACCACGUUUCGGCGAUGGCGUACCUUCUACUCUGAAUACUCUAAUCAACGCCCAUCCACAGAAACGCUUUCUAUCAAGCAGAACUGUGCUUCAGCCUUAUCCCAGAUGGGAAAUGCAGCAAGAGGGAAACUGUACAGCAUUUCAAAAAGUUCAAAAUAUUGAAAUCGAUCCUAAACAGGGAAUUAUGUACGUGAUUGACACUGGCGGCCGUAUGUUUGGAUGCCCGGCAAAACUUAUAAUCUAUGACGUUAAACGGGAUGUAGAGCUCCAUCGCCACGUGUUCCCAGAUCAAGUUGUCUCAAGAGACACCAAUUACCUAAAUGACCUGGUCAUGGAUUAUGUACAUGGAAAAGUUGAGUACUUAUACAUCACGAAUACGCGUGAAUUCACAAUUGUCGUUUAUGAUAUUAAGGCGGACAAAUCAUACGCGUUCAAAGAUGCUUCAAUGAAACCUGAACCAGACAAAACAGACGUUAAAGUUCUGAAUGAUGUUGUCCAUGUAACAAAUGGUGUGAAUGGUAUCGCUAUAUCAGCAAAUUUUCAGUACGUCUAUUAUAGUCCUAUCGCUGGAACGGCAUUAUAUCAGAUCCCUACCAAGGUGUUACGAAAUGCAAGUGCAGACUUUGCGGCCCACGUCAGAAAAGUGGGAGACAAACCUUCUCAGGGAGACGGUAUGAUAAUGAGUACAAAAAACAGUCUUUAUUUCUCUGUUUUAGCCAAAAACGCUGUUGCCAUGUGGGAAUUACACAGAGAUAUUGCAAAAUACGGAUCUGAGGGAAAGGUAAUGAUGGACACAUUAACUUAUGAAGCAAACGAUCCAACGAUGGAAUGGGUAGACUCCCUUGCCCUUGAUUCAUUCGGAUAUCUUUGGUUCACAACAAGUCGUCUGCAAUUAUAUCUGAACAAACAGCUGACCAAUGACAGUAUCAAUUUCAGAAUAUGGCGCGCUUUUGUGCAUGAGCCGAGUUAUGCAUACUUUGACAUUAGGGCUCGGACUGGGUCAAAUCACAUCCAUUAUCAUAACUCUGGUUCGAAGGGUGAAAAGUAUACUUUCAUUUCUUUCGUUCUGUUUACAAUAUUAACAAUGAAAGUGUUAUGAUGCUCAUAAAAGCGAGUUACGUGAUAGGAGUUUGAAUGUGAUCUUUAAUGUGCUAACCUUGAAGUCCUUUGUAACAUACUUAAAUGCACCAUAUCUCUGUUGAUAAAUAGAAAAGAAGAAAAACGUUCCACACAAACUUUUUUUUACAUUAGUAGACUUUCGUGUGUUUAUGGAAUGAUAACGGAGGUAAAUUGAAUUUUAACGAAUUCACCGUAUUUCUGUACCUGCGGAUGUGAGGAGAAAGAGGUAUACCAUAAGAUAUAUAGUUUGAUUAAUACUAUAGUGAUACAUUAUAAACUUUUGGUGCAUCACGACGGAUGAAGAGUGUACAAAACAUCGUUCUGACGAUACUACCUUUUCUAUUUUUCCCUGUUAUUUAUCUAUGAAAUGAGCCAUGCCAUGGGAAAACCAACAUAGUGGGUAUGCGACCAGCAUGGAUCCAGACCAGCCUGCGCAUCCGCGCAGUCUGGUCAGGAUCCAUGCUGUUCGCUAAUAGUUUCUCCAAUUCCAAUAGGCUUUAAAAGCGAACAGCAUGGAGCCUGACCAGACUGCGCGGAUGCGCAGAGUGGCCUGGAUCCAUGCUGGUCGCAUACCCACUAUGUUGGUUUUCUCAUGGCACGGCUCAAAUGUCUUUUUUUCUCAUUGAUUAAUGCGAAAAAUACUUCUCAUAAAUCUGACGUAUUGUUUUAAUCACACGUUUAUGUUUUAUGAUUCACUGUUGAGUUUGUUUAAAUAUGCCAUACUCGGAAUAUUUGGAGCACCAUGACAUAUCCUGUGCAGGAUUUGAUGCAUUUUGAGAUAUAUCAAAUUAACCCAACCAUCUAUUAUGACUUUGGCUUUUAAGGAAAUUUUGGGUUGGCACAAUUCACGCAUGUGCUGAGGUCGCUUUUGUUUUUGUACAUUGCCUUAUCGCAAAUAGAUGCUUAUAACAUAGUACAUAAUUAAUCUCCACUAGCCGCCAUUUUGAGUGUCAUUUCUAACAUAAAUGUGAUAUAGACAAGAGAAGAAUUUCUCACAAAUAGAAGUUUUUUUCUUGUUGUGACUGUCAUUUUUAACAGAAAUGUGAUAUAGACAAGAGAACGGAGAUAAAUAUUACAGAAAUCAUGAAAUACUCACAGAAUUGAAUUCUGUUAGCAUACCUGUUUAGGAGAUAUUGUUUUAAUUAUAACUUUUCUUGUUUUAUUGUAUCAUUACUGAUUGUGCACAGUGGCCAUUUGUUUCUGUUUUCGAAACUACGCCCACAAAAAUCAUUUCGCUCCUUGCUCUGUUGUUCGCACCCGAUUUAACAUUCCUUUAAACAAAGUUUACAGAGGGUACAACAGUUAAUGCCGAUGCGUUGAAAAUGAUUUAAAUCGUUGAUAUUAACUAAAACUACUGUUCUUUUACUUGUUACUUUGGUAAAUUAUAUAGUGUACGAGUAUCGAACUAAUUCGUUCUUUCUUUUCUCUUUUCCUUCAUGUAAUUUGUCAUUUUAACCUAUUAAUACUCUUCAUUUUUCAUAAACAAAGAAUUAUCUAUAUUGCAUUUCAUUUCAGACUCAAACGAUCCUGACAAAAUAAACAUAUUCUGUCACUUUUGUAAAGAAAAAAAUACCGUCCGCAUAAAUUUUCAAAUUAAAAAAAAAAUAGCAUAGGAGUAGCCAUUUUAACCGUUAUGGUGUCAACAUGACACAUUUUAAAUAUUUGCCUGUGUAAUAUCGUUUCAAGUGGUCAAUGUGCUAAAAUAUAUUGGUUCUAAACUAUACAGUAACUUUUACCAAGUUGCCUUUAUUAAAUGUAAAUGCAAGUUUACCAUGAAAAUAGACUGGCUACCAUUUUUUGUAUCUUUUUAAUAUUUUAAAUAUUCAUAAAUUUUUAUUGACACCUCUUUCACUGCAUUUUCUUGUAUACCAGACGAGGAUUUCCGGUAUUUUCAUCGGUGCUGGAAAACUCCAUCUUUCACCCCGGGUUGCAAGAUGACUCUCGUGCUGUAAAUGACUAUGUAGUAAUCUAUAGUUUAUUUCAUAAAACGGAAUAAAAAUCCAAUACCUUGAUAGUUCCUCUUUGUUCCUUAUACAUUAUGUAGUAUAUUUUUCGAUUCAGAAAACGUAAAUUUAGUUAAAAUACAUAACGUUACGCUGCAAGUGAUAAAACAAAACCGGAACUAAACAUUGUUAUUUGUCUUUGAAAGGUCAUGACGUCUUUCCUGUUUACGGACGUUGAUUUUCCGCGCUUUGUUUAAUUACGCUGCUGCUGUGUAGGAAAAUAGUUCUAAAAAGAUAGUCGUUCGUUGGAUUUGAUUUUUACUAUUAUUUCUUGUUUUGGUAUGCAAAAAAAGAUUCUAUCACUGGCUGUAAGUGCAGACGGGAAUAUCAGGCUCUCGGGUAACUGUUUACGCGGUAACUCGGCUGAGCCUCGUUACCGCCUAAACAGUUACCCUCGAGUCAGAUAUUUCCAUCUGGCAUCUGCACAUACAACAAGUGAAAGAAUCUUAUCUAUCUACAUCUACUUUUCUAGCAUAAUUUUGUAAGGAUGGCAACUUUGUCAGGAAAUAGCUUUACAACUUUCGAAAUGCAUAUCAAAUUUGAUGUUUUGUCAAGACUCUUCGUCCUUGAACAAGGUGGAAUGGUGAUUCUUACAUGAACAAGGUAAAUGUAAACACCAGAUCUUAACCUUUACCCUGCUAUAAUUCUAAAAUGGACUGGUCCAUCAUUUAAUUUAGGCAGUUCCACUUUUUAUUCAAAGGAGUGUGCACUGAAAAUUUACUAACUGAAUAACGAACAAUGUACACCAUGAUCAGUCUGCACGGAUGGAUGUGCAGGCUGAUCUUGGUCUGCACUGGUCGCAUGCUGCCAGCAGGCAGAAGGUUAAUUCAUAACUUUGGCUAUCAAGGUUACUGUUGAACUUGCAGGUUUGGUCAGUUGUUAGCACUAUCUUAUCUGUUGAAUGUCAUUGUAAAUAUAUUUGUUAUUUUGAUAAUUCAAUAAAUUGACACUGUGCCAUUACAUU
Molecule: messenger RNA, 4872 nt
Organism: Mercenaria mercenaria
Lineage: Eukaryota; Metazoa; Mollusca; Bivalvia; Venerida; Veneridae
Product: protein yellow-like
Exons: 1
Coding region: 557-1885 (442 amino acids)
Source: RefSeq, a predicted model, not a curated record